AUGUUUAAUCAACUGAGUACUCUAGUGCUUUGGAACUCGAACAAACUCGAGUGUUUCUAUGUUGGAGAACAUACUCUAUCAUGUCCAUCUUUGAGGAAAAUUAAUGUUUUCAAAUGUUCAAAAUUGAACUUGUAUAGAACUCUUUCCACAGGCAGCUCUAAAAGUAGUUUUCAACAUGACAAACUCUCAGUCGUAACUCAACGACCACCUUUCAUCGCCGAAGAGGUUAUUCCAAACUUGGAGAGGUUGAGGAUAGAACAAAAGGAUGCUGACAUGAUAUUGCAAGCCCAAAACUCAAGUGCCCUCUUUACCAAACUGACCUUUCUUGGUUUAGGAUUUUAUAACAAUGAAGACUCUACAUUUCCUUAUUGGUUUCUUAAUAAUGUGCAUACUCUUGAGGUGUUAGUUGUUGAGUGGAGUCGCUUCAAGAAGAUUUUUCAAAACGAAAAACAAACAAGUGAGAAGACUCAUACACGGAUAAAAAAUCUGGUAUUGAGUGAAUUACAUAAACUUCAACAAAUAUGUGAGGAAGGAUCUCGAAUUGACCCAGUUCUUGAGUUCCUUGAACACUUAUGGGUUGCUAGCUGUUCUAGUUUGACAAAUUUGUUGCCUUCCUCUGUCACCCUUAAUCAUUUGAAUUAUCUAGAGAUAAUAAGUUGCAAUGGUCUAAAAAGUUUAAUUACAACUCCAACGGCACAGAGUUUGGUCAAACUCACAACACUUAAGGUAAGAGAUUGUAAAUCACUUGAAGAAAUAAUUAUCGGAGUAGAAAGUGUUGACAUUGCAUUUGUUAGUUUAGAAGUUUUGAUGUUGGAAUGUUUGCCAAGCCUCAACAAAUUUUGCUCUAGCAAGUUCUUCUUGAAGUUUCCAUUGUUGGAGAAAGUAAUUGUGAGAGAAUGUCCUUACAUGAAGAUAUUUUCAGAAAGAAACCCAAGUACACCAAAUCUUCGAAAAGUUAAAAUUGCAGAAAAUGAAGAGGAAUGGCAUUGGAAGGGAAACCUAAAUGAUACAAUAAAAAAAAUGUUUGAAGAAAAGGUUGCAUUUUCUAAAGCAUUUAUGGUUCGGCCAAGUGGAUCAUCAGAAUUGCUACAUAAAUUGGAAGAACUAGAAGUGAACAACUGUGAUUCAUUAGAAGCCAUAUUUGAUGUUAAAGGUAUGAAGUCUAAUGAAUCAAUAUUGAUAAAACAAAGCAGUCAAUUGAAGACGUUGACUUUGUCUUGUUUAUCAAACUUGGAGCACAUAUGGAACGAGGAUCCUCAUGAAAUUAUGAACUUUGGAAACCUAUGCUCGGUGGAUGUUUCUUCGUGCCAAGGCUUGUUAUACAUCUUUUCAUUGUCCAUGUGCCAAGAUCUUGAAAAUCUUGAAAUGCUUGAGAUAGAUUCUUGCGGAGUCGAGGAUAUUGUUGCAAUGAGAGACGGAUCAAUGAAAAUUAGUUUAAAAUGCCCUUCAUUGAAGAUUUUGAAUGUAUGUCGUUGUGAAACAUUGAGAAUGUUUUCCUUCAACAAUUUAGACUUGCAAAAACCUGAGUAUUUGGUGGAUGAAAGUUCCCAACAAGCCCUUUUUUCUAUUGAAAAGCUAAGCACCAACCUGGAGGAAUUGACGAUAAAUGCAAAGGAUGCCUUUAGAAUGUUGAAUGAUUACUGUCAAGAAAAUAUCUUUCCUAAAAUACAACUUCUUCAUUUGCAACGCUUUGAUGAAACUCCAACUGUUUUUUUGAAUGAUUUCCAUGCAAUAUUACCUAAUCUAACAACUCUUCAAUUGAGUAAUAGUUGUUUUGAAACAUUAUUCCCUUCAAAAGGAACUCCUGGAAAUCUCAAUGAUGAACUUUCUAAGCAAAUAAAAGAGUUGUGGCUUUAUGAAUUGGAAAAGAUGAAGUAUAUUUGCCACGAAGAUUUUCCAUUGAAUCUUGAAGAUUUAUACGUAAGUAGUUGUCCAAGUUUGAUAUGCUUGAUACCAUCGUCCACAUCUUUCACAAAUAUGACGACUUUGGAGGUGAAUGAUUGCAAAGAGUUGUUUUACUUGAUAACAUCUUCAACAGCUAAAAGCUUAGUUCAGCUCAGAGAAUUAAAAAUAAAGAAGUGUGAGAAGAUGUUGGAUGUUGUGAAGAUUGAUGAUGAAAAAGUAGAGGAAGACAUCAUAUUUGAAAAUUUGAAAAUCUUGAAGUUCAUUACUUUGUUAAGUUUAAGAAGCUUCUCAAGUGGGAAACAAACAUUCAUAUUCCCAUCUUUGGUGCGUUUUGUUGUUAAAGGAUGUCCUCAAAUGAAGAAUUUUUCACUAGGAGUCACAGACGCACCAUGCUUGACAGAAAUUGAAGCUGAAGAGGAAAAUUUACGAUGGAAAGGUGAUCUUAACACAACUAUUGAACAAUUGUUCAUAGAAAAGCAAGCCCCACAUUGUGAUGGGACCAUCGUAUCAUCAUAUUCCCAAGAUGAUGAGAUCGCAUGUGAAGAUGGUAUCGAUGUAGAAGCUAAGGAGUGA
Messenger RNA from Vicia faba (fava bean), 2478 nucleotides. The record is from the annotation of a GenBank genome assembly. Lineage: Eukaryota; Viridiplantae; Streptophyta; Magnoliopsida; Fabales; Fabaceae.